CCCAGUCGGUCCUCCAGCGACCAAAUGCGCAGUUACUCUGUCCAAAUCGGCCCACCAGUGUCCCAGCGUGGUUAGUCCUCCCAGUUCGGUCCUCCAAUGGUCAAGCGGGCCAGCAGUCCGAAUCUGCAGCUGGCGGCCUAGGACUCGGCCCUCCGCUCUCCGGGAUCGCGUCCGCCGUCAGUCAGUCGGAUACAACUGAAUGGCUUGUUAGGCCGUUUCAGAGGGCAUUUAAGGUUCUGGAGUCACAUAUCAGCCAGACCAGCAGGAGCAGCCAUGGCCCGGAAACUCUUGGGACACAUCUGCAUUGUGACGGGGGCCUCCCGUGGGAUUGGGAAAGGCAUCGCCCUCCAGCUUGGGGAGGCUGGAGCCACCGUCUACAUCACCGGCCGCAACAUGGAAACUUUGCGGCAGGCUGCUGAGGAGGUAGCGGCGCGCGGUGGGAAGUGUGUGCCGGUGGUGUGCGACUCGGGCAAGGAGGAGGAGGUCAGAUCCCUCUUCGGCAAGGUGCAGCAGGAGCAAGAUGGCCGCCUGGACAUCCUGGUCAACAAUGCCUACUCGGUGGUUCAGGCCAUCUUCAGGAACCGCAAUCAGCCUUUCUGGGAGACGCCACCCUUGAUCUGGGACGACAUCAAUAAUGUGGGACUGCGGGGUCACUACCUGUGCUCUGUGUACGGGGCCCGGAUGAUGGUGAAGGCGGGGAGGGGGUUGAUCGUGGUCAUCUCCUCCAUGGGGGGCCUGAGAUACACCUUCAACGUCGCCUACGGAGUGGGCAAGGCCGCGUGUGACCGGCUGGCCCAGGACUGUGCGGUGGAGCUGAGGAGACAUGGCGUCUCCUGCCUGUCGCUGUGGCCGGGGGCCGUCCGCACCGAGACCGCCAUCAAACUCCUCGACGCCCCAGCGGAGACCCCCAGCGACGUGCAGAUGGCCAAACUUAUCAGCCGCGGGGAGACGCCGGAGAUGAGCGGCCUCUGCAUCGUUGCCUUGGCUACAGACAGAAACCUGCUGAAGAAAUCGGGGAGAGUGCACCUGACCUCUGACCUGGCUUCCGAGUACGGGCUGGUGGACGUGGACGGACGGCCCAUGGUGCAGUACCGAUCACUGGGGUUCCUCCUGCAGCAGGUACCAGGCCUGACCUGGCUCGGCGCCCUCCUGCCAGACUUCAUCAAGGCACCCAAGUGGAUGAUGGCCCUGAUCGCCAGCCGUUUCUGAGCAACUUGAGACACCGAGAGCCUGGCUGUGAGAUGGCCAUGUUUCUUUCUACUUGGGAAUAGACGUUCACUGCCUUCCCAUCCCCAUCCCCCUCAUCCCCCCACCCCUCUCAUCUCCAUCCCAUCCACUUACUCCCCUCCCCUUCCCCCUCCUCAUUGCAGGGCUCCCCCCUUCCCAGACUGUAUUUCUAUGCCAAUUCCUCGCCCUCUCACUUUAUCAUCUGCCCUCUCUGAGCAAUCCCACCCCACUGUAUCCACCACCCCUCCCUCCCUCAACCCUCCACCCUCCCACCACUGCCCCCAUCUGUCCUCACCUCCUACCCUGCUCAUUUUAAUAUCUAAUAAAGGUGCUUUUGUGCUAA
Molecule: messenger RNA, 1570 nt
Organism: Hypanus sabinus (Atlantic stingray)
Lineage: Eukaryota; Metazoa; Chordata; Chondrichthyes; Myliobatiformes; Dasyatidae
Gene: dhrs1
Product: dehydrogenase/reductase (SDR family) member 1
Exons: 10
Coding region: 274-1209 (311 amino acids)
Source: RefSeq, a predicted model, not a curated record